Molecule: messenger RNA, 2834 nt
Organism: Rhododendron vialii
Lineage: Eukaryota; Viridiplantae; Streptophyta; Magnoliopsida; Ericales; Ericaceae
Exons: 4
Coding region: 510-2834 (774 amino acids)
Molecular function (GO): zinc ion binding
Source: RefSeq, a predicted model, not a curated record
AUACAAUGUGUGUUGUCCAUUUUAAAAGAUGUGUGGCUCUAUAUGAAAUGUGGUUCUUGUUCAAGUCAUGUAACAUGUUUUUUUGCUGAAAAUAUAAUACUUGCUCUUUAAGUUGCCUAAUGUUACUCCUUGUAAGAAAAUUUGUUGCUCUGUAUGUAAUAAUGGAUGCUCCAGGGCAGUGACUUAUAUUUUAACUCAUUUCAAUGGUUGUCCCUUUACAAAGGUGUGUUGAUAUGUAUGAAAUGUGGUUCUUGUUCAAGUCAUGUAACAUGUUUUUUUGCUGAAAAUAUAAUAGUUACUCUAUUAAGUUACCUAAUGUAACUCCUUAUAAGAACUUUUGUUACGCUCUAUGCACCAGACUGGUGUUCCUUAAAAAACUUUCUCCCUAGACAACUGUACAUUGACGAUAGGAAGGUGGAAAACAAAAAACUAUUGUGGAAAUGGACUUAGAUUAGGGAAGUUUUAAAAUAACAAUUGUGGUUGAUGGUAUUCGAUCAUUGUUGAAGGCUAUGUCCUCGAGUUCAGUUAGUUCAGGUUGUAGUUUGACGAGAAAGUGCCAUUGUGGUGAUGAAGUUGUUUUGAAGCCUUCUGGAACUGAUUUGAAUCCUGGUAGGAGGUUUCUUGGGUGUCCUAAAUAUCCGGAUCCAAACCGUUGCAGUUUCUUCGAAUGGGUUGAUGAUCCCAUAUGCAAGCGUGGCAAGGCUGUUAUUCUUGAACAAAAGGAAAUGAUAGGCAAGUUGUAUGACCAGAUUAAGUAUAUGCGAGAGAAAGCCAACUUCUUUGAGGACAAAGCCAAGGAGUAUGAGAAGAAGGCUCAAGAGUAUGAGGAUAAGGCAAAAGAGUUUGAUAACAUGACUCAAGUUUAUGAGUGGAGGAUUAAGGAGAUGAAGAGAAUUGAAAGAAAGAAAAUUAAGGAGGCUAGGACAAUGGAAAUAAAUAUUUGGAUGAAAUUGCUCGUGGCACUGCUGGUUAUGGAGAAUGCGGAAAAGAAAACAUUGACAGGUUUUUGCUACUGGAGUGGGGAACGAAAGUUAAAUGCCAAUGGCACCUUCUUGUACAACGGUGGGACGUGUGUAGCUGUUCUACUUGAGGAAGGAAGUAAAAUAAAUGAGUUACGUGAGAAGGUUUGUGGUGCCCUUAACAUGAAUUUGGAAGGUAAAUUGUACUUCUAUAACACAAAGAGGGACAAGACAAAGUAUGUAACAUUGAAUGAUGACAACGGUGUUGCAAUGUUGUUCCACCUGAACGAAGAUGAUGUCGACUUGUUCGUAGAAGAUAUAGGACAAAAUAAUGACAAUAUCCCGACCUUUUACGAUUCAACAAGGGAAUCGAUGGUCACUCACAACAUUAGCUCGCCUGGAGGAACAGUGGCAGUACCUUCUCCCAGUCAGGUAACCAAUAGUUCUAGCCAAGAGAUGGGGUUGGUACCGUACUUGCCGGAAAAUGCAAAUGAGAUAUUAACCUGGAAGGGUCAACUAUUUGAUAGCCCUGACCUAUUCAAGCAAUCAGUACUACUAUUUGCUGCAUCGAACAAGUUUAGCUUCAAUUACUUGGAUAAUAGUAGAACGUACUACCGAUUGGUAUGUAAAGUAGUGGGGUGUCCUUGGAAGCUUACGGCAAAAUGUGAGGGUUCCACUGAUUUGGUUCGUAUCAUAAUGUUUAGGAAUGAACACCUACAUAAUGUAGAAGAUGCUAGUAAUUAUAAGUUGACCUUUCGCAGUAAACAAGUGGGCUUGCUUUUCAAGAACCGAAUUGUGGACAAGCCUGGAUAUUUGCCGAGGGAUAUUUGCAGGGACUUUGAGCAUACCUUCCAAUGUUGUCUGAAUUACAGUCAAGGAUGGAGGGCGAAAGAAAAGGCAAAGGAAGCCAUCACAGGACCUCCUUCGAUGACUUUCCACCUAGUCCCAUGGAUGUGUCGACGGCUUGUUGAAGCCAUACCAAACACGAGAGCAAUAUGGACGUCGACAAAUGAAGGCAAGUUUAAGCAACUAUUUGUUUCUUAUGGUUGCUCUAUUGCUGCAUUCAGAAAAGGUUAUUUAAGGCCUGUGUUGAAAUUGGACGCAUAUUUCUUGACUGGAUACUAUCGGGGCCAUGUUAUAUCGGCUAGUGCACAUGAUGCGGACGAUGGGUUGUACCCCCUAGCAUAUGCCAUUGUGUCUAGUGAGAAUGAUGAAGACUGGUUAUGGUUCUUGAUUAAUCUUAAGGAAGUUAUUGGAGGACGUCAAGUUGUGUUGGUCACCGAUCGGAACACUUCUUUGUUGAGUAGUAUAAUUAAGGUUUUUGGCGGGGAUUGUAAUUCAUGGUGUCUCCGUCACCUAAAGGAAAACUUCAGCAAGUCUGCUAGCUCAAAGGGGUUGAAAGCUGAAAGACGGAACACGGCUCUAAAGGUGGUUAAUGAUCUUGCGUAUGCAAGGACCGAAGACUCAUUCAAGUCUCAUUUGGGCAAGUUGUAUGGGAUUUGUCCUGAUCUUUCAAAAUGGGUGGAAGAUAACAAUCCAAAGCACUGGUCGAAUGCUUUUUUCCCUUACAAGAGAUGGGACAAGAUGUACACAAAUUUGGCUGAAUGUUUCAAUUCUUGGCUAUUGCCAUUAAGGGAAUUGGACAUCAUCCAAUUUAUGACAGGACACGUGUCCAAGACCACUGAGUUGUUGCUUCGUAAGCAUAUCGAGGUUAGGAAAUGGAAAUUGCCAGUUGGGAAACAAAUUAAGGAUGACAUUAAGAAGUCUCAAGAAUAUGCACAAAAAUUUACGCAUCGUAACUCCUCGCCGACUAAGUUCAUUGUCGCUAAUGACACUAGGCGACUUUAUGCAGUCAAGCUGAUCCCACGUAGUUGA